CCUAUGGGCGCCUGUCCGGCAUCGAUUGGUGUGCCCAGGUGGUGCCCCAUGCCUGUGAAGAGCUUGCAUGCCAUUACUGGAUGUUCGGAAAGACGUUACAACAUGUCGACAAGUGCAGCCAAAGGCAAGAGCCAUCACGUUAAUGUCAGAAUAGCGCAUGCCCCUGCACCAUGCCGGCAAGAAGAAUGCGCUCAAGUCGGAGAAUGCCUGGGCGCAGGUACAGGAUCAGCGGUCGACACUGCGACUAUUCUUCUUCAUCGCUUCGACCCGAACAAGACGGAAAGCAGCAAGCAACCAUCGUCCAUCAUCCUCAUCGCUCGACAUCGCAUUCAUGGUGGCUGUUUGUCAACGUGGCAUUUCCAUGUCAUGGUGCAUGCAGGAUCACACCAACGAGUCACAUGGACGUUCUAUCGCGCCAGCAGGCAUUCACACGACACGCGAACUUUUGCGUACUUGAGGGAGGGGAACCCGACAUGAAAGCUAUAUGUUGUGCAAAUCUUGGUGUACUUCCAUCAGGAAGAGGAGGGAAGGGGCAGUGGCGUAGUGGUGCAGUGGGAGGAUGGUGCUACCCAGGGUGCAGAGUAGUGGCGAGGCAGGCCUUAAGUUCGACUCCGCCAGUUGCCCUCGCUGCUGCCCACCCUGGCAAAAAAGCAAAUCCUGGCCUACCUGGGAUUUCUCUGCCCCGAGGGGACAGUUCUUUUGCUUCGGCCAAGUCCUGAUUCAUUUUGUAUGAUCAGAGUGGUUGUCCUUUUUCACUCUCGCAUGCCUACGACAAGCAUGUGUGGCAUGCCACUUCCGCGACCAAGCCGCAAAGCACUCGCGGCCAAGUACGACUUCGCUUUUGGUCUUGCGCUGACCCGACGUAUGAGCCCAAAAUCACUCGGCUUCAACAAUCGCACCUUCCAAGGCUCUAAGGCCAGCUUGUCGAUCUCUCUCCUCCGAUGAGCGAGGAUGUUACCGCAACAACGACUGUUCCUUCA
This is a messenger RNA of Dissoconium aciculare CBS 342.82, 980 nucleotides long. RefSeq lists its product as uncharacterized. Lineage: Eukaryota; Fungi; Ascomycota; Dothideomycetes; Mycosphaerellales; Dissoconiaceae. The transcript has a single exon. Bases 171 to 719 code for a protein of 182 amino acids. The record is from RefSeq and is a predicted model, not a curated record.